Gymnodraco acuticeps is the source of this 2094-nucleotide messenger RNA. It is a transcript of the gene clip3, whose product is annotated as CAP-GLY domain containing linker protein 3. Gene Ontology annotation, biological process: cytoplasmic microtubule organization. Gene Ontology annotation, cellular component: cytoplasm; microtubule plus-end; nucleus. Bases 129 to 2045 code for a protein of 638 amino acids. The record is from RefSeq and is a predicted model, not a curated record. Gene Ontology annotation, molecular function: microtubule plus-end binding. Lineage: Eukaryota; Metazoa; Chordata; Actinopteri; Perciformes; Bathydraconidae. The transcript is spliced from 15 exons.
CACGAACUGAAUUAAAUUAGAGAGAGAGGGGGAGAAAAAGGGAGAGAGAGCAUCAGUGUUAUUCUGCAUCACACAGAGAGAGAGAGGCUCAUCACACACCACAACCAGCGGCUUGUUUUCAGGCCAUCAUGACUAAAGAGGAGAAUCUGGAGGUGCAGGAAAAGGAGAGGCACGACCGCGAAGAGCAGGAGGAAGGAAAGGUCAACAAAGAGGAAGAGGAAGCGCUGACCGAGGAGGAGGAAGAGGAGGAAGAGGAGUAUGAGCUAGGAGAGCAGAGGGAGCUGGAGGAGAGGGCUGGGGUGGAUGAAGAGGAGGAGGAAGAGCCAGAGGAGAGAGAGGAGGAGGUUCCAGCUGGUGAUGAAGAGCGUGAAGUGGAGCCCGAGCCUCUGUCCGUGUCUCAGUUUCAGAGUCCGGUUCACGAGCCCCGCAGAAGACCCAUAGUGCAUCACUCCGCCCAGGCCCCGCUGCCCAAAGACUACAGCUUCACCUUCUUCGACCCGAACGACCCGGCCUGUCUGGAGAUCCUGAUGGAUCCUCGGACCUCCAUCCCUGAGCUGUUUGCCAUCGUGAGGCAGUGGGUUCCUCAAGUUCAGCACAAGAUCGACAUCAUCGGGAAUGAGAUCCUGAAGCGCGGUUGCCAUGUGAACGACCGAGACGGUUUGACAGACAUGACGCUGCUGCACUACAGCUGCAAGGCCGGGGCGCAUGGAGUCGGUGACCCCGCUGCAGCGCUGCGUCUCAGUGCUCAGCUGAUCUCUCUCGGUGCUGAUGUGAGUCUGAGGAGUCGUUGGACCAACAUGAACGCUCUGCACUACGCUGCGUACUUUGAUGUUCCAGAACUGAUCCGAGUGCUGCUGAAGGCCAGCAAGCCCAGAGUGCUGAACUCCACCUGUAACGACUUCCACUACGGCACGGCUCUGCACAUCGCCGCCUCCAACCUCUGCCUGGGAGCCGCGAAGUGUCUCCUGGAGCACGGAGCCAACCCCGUCCUCAGGAACGAUAAGGGCCAGGUUCCCGGAGACGUGGUCCCCGACCCGGUGGACAUGAGUCUGGAUAAGGCCGAGGCGGCGAUGGUGGCUAAAGAUCUGAAGCAGAUCCUCCUGGACGCCGUGCCGCUGAGCUGCAACCUGCCCCGAGCCACGCUGCUCAACUACGACAACAUCCCCGGGAACCUGAUGCUCACCUCGCUGGGCCUGAAGCUGGGCGAGAGGGUGCUGCUGGAAGACAUGAAGCUCCAGAGAGACCUGAGCAGAGACGACAGCCCGGCGAAAAACCUCCGACAGGUGUUUGUGUCUCUCAGGCUGGGCACUCUGAGGUUCUGCGGCACCACAGAGUUCGCCAGCGGUCAGUGGGUCGGCGUGGAGCUGGACGAGCCGGAGGGGAAGAACGACGGCAGCGUGGGGGGCGUCAGAUACUUCAUCUGCCCUCCAAAACUAGGGAUUUUUGCCCCGGUGUCGAAGAUUUCCAAAGCCGUGGAUCCGGUCCCGCCCUCGGUCACCUCGACGCCCCGGACCCCCCGCAUGGACCUGACCUCCCGUCUGACCGGGAAGAUCAAGAAGGAGAAAGGGAAGAAGGACAAAGAGAGGCAGAAAGCCCAGAAGAAGAAGGCGUCGCUGGCCAGUCUGGACCCGGACGCUCUGAACGUGGAGGUGGGGGAUCAGGUUCUUGUUGCCGGGCAGAAACACGGCAUCGUUCGUUACUACGGGAAAACAGACUUCGCUCCAGGUUAUUGGUUCGGUGUCGAGUUGGAUCAGGCGACAGGAAAACACGACGGCUCGGUUUUUGGAGUCCGGUACUUCAGCUGCCUGCCGAAAUACGGAGUGUUUGCUCCACCAUCCCGCGUCCAGAGAAUCGGAGGUCCCAAAGAAGGCUCACAGAAUGAAAAGUCCACGGUGAAGAAAGUCCACCAAGUCACCAUGUCGCAGCCGAAGCGUAACUUCAACACGAUGCGAAAUCCUAAAGAUCUGACCUCCGAGAACUCAAUAUCCAGGUUGCUGUUCUGCUGUUGGUUUCCGUGGAUGCUUCGCUCUGAGAUGCAGUCCUAACAACUUCCUGCGAUCGAUCUCUCUCCAUGUUCUUGUUGCUCUCCUCACC